AUGGAGGAGCAGAAGCACGAGGAAAGCGUGAAGGAUUUGGGUGGAGAAGAAGAAGAAGAAGCAGAAUUGGUGCGCGCUUUGCCUGCGGACGCUGUAAAGGAGUUGUUGUCCGAAGGGGUAUGCGCUCGUUGCAUCUUUCGUCUCUUUGGCCUCCAAGGCCGCGUCUAUGCUUCUCCUUCUUCCCUCUCUUCUCUCUUCGCCACCACACAACAACUCUGCACGCUUUGCUUAGGGAUUCUGCAGUUCACUUAUUAUUCAGACGACACCCAAACCCUCCUUCAAAAUCACAACCUUCCACUUCUCAUUGCUGACGCGGUUAAACGACACGCCUAUCACUUCCAUUCCUUUUCCCUUGAAGUUUCCAUCCCACCAAUCAUUCUCCACAAUGAUACCUCUCUUCGGUAA
This is a messenger RNA of Sphenostylis stenocarpa, 405 nucleotides long. Lineage: Eukaryota; Viridiplantae; Streptophyta; Magnoliopsida; Fabales; Fabaceae. The record is from the annotation of a GenBank genome assembly.